AUGCCUUACGGGACUAAGUGGCGAAGGCACUGCCGUGCAUUUCACGAACAUUUUCACGCGAACGCCAUCCAUAAAUAUCUACCGAUCCAGGUGAAAGAAACUCAAGCCUUACUCCGUCGGCUUCUCACGACACCGCAAAAUUUUAUGCAUCACAUCCGACACACUUUUGCAUCGACUAUUAUGAGUGUCUCUUACGGCCUACCCGUCUUGGAAUCCAACGACCCCUAUAUCACUUUGGCUGAGGAGGCCCUGCGAGGCGUUGCCGAGGCUGGCAUUCCGGGGACUUUUUUGGUGGACCUGCUGCCGGUCUUGAAAUAUGUGCCAAGCUGGUUUCCUGGUGCUGGUUUCAAGCGGAAGGCUGCUCACCAUGCCGUCAUAAAUGCUGAAGCUGUGGGUCAACCCUUCAAAACUGUACAGAGAAAAAUGGCAGAGGGAACAGCGAUACCUUGUGUUCUGACCUCUUUGUUGGAGGAAUUUCCCGGAAAUGAAGAACUAGGCCAAGCGGAGGAAGAGCUUAUCUCUCGAAAUACCGCUGCGAUAGCAUACAACGGUUUUAACCACUCAAAGUUUUUUUUGGCCAUGGCGAUGUAUCCGGAAGUCUUGCGAAAGGCACAGGCGGAAAUCGAUGCAGUCGUCGGAAUAAAUCGCCUUCCAGACUUUAACGACCACCCUUACCUGCCAUACAUAAAUGCAAUAAUCAAGGAAAUGAUGUGUUGGCAAUUGGUUCUUCCCCUCGGUUUUGCACACAUGGCUACUGAGGAUGAUGAGUAUGAUGGAUACUUUAUUCCGAAAGGUACUGCUGUCAUCGGAGCUGCAUGGUCAAUCUUGCAUGAUCCCGAAGUAUUCGAGGGCCCUGAAGAAUUUAGGCCGGAGCGCUAUCUCAAAGACGGUCAAAUAGACCCAAGCGUUAGGGAUCCAGGAGUUGCAGCUUUCGGGUUCGACAGGAGGAUGUGUCCUGGGAGGUACCUGAGCGAUAAUUCUCUAUAUUCUAUCGUCUCGUCUGUCUUGGCGGUAUAUAAUAUUAAUGCGCCAGUUGAUGAAUCCGGAAAGCCUAAUCAGCUUGUGGUGAAUUACACAAGCGGGCUUCUGUCAUAUCCCGUACUUUUCAACUGCACAAUCAAGCCACGCUCCAAAGCUGCUGAAUUUCUGAUUCAAGGCAUCAGUGAUUGA
This is a messenger RNA of Laccaria bicolor S238N-H82, 1170 nucleotides long. RefSeq lists its product as uncharacterized. The record is from RefSeq and is a predicted model, not a curated record. NCBI's taxonomy places the organism in Eukaryota, Fungi, Basidiomycota, Agaricomycetes, Agaricales, Hydnangiaceae. Bases 1 to 1170 code for a protein of 389 amino acids. Gene Ontology annotation, molecular function: iron ion binding; monooxygenase activity; oxidoreductase activity, acting on paired donors, with incorporation or reduction of molecular oxygen. The transcript has 8 exons.